UCGAUAUCGGUAGUCGGGUAGUCGAUAGAUAUUUGAAAUUUCUAUUGCAUUAAAACCUAAAAAACAAAAAAAUUUUAAAACCCUUUGUUUUUGAAAGUUUAAAAAACUUAGCGUACGCGCGAAGAAAAUAAAAAAAUAUAAGAAAAAAAAUUAUAACGAAAUUGUGAAUGUGUUUUUGCUUUUGUGCGGUGUUUUAAGUCUUAAAAUAAGAAUUCAAAAAUAAAAGAUGCUAUCCAUUAUAAGCAACCAAAUGAGACGUCUAUCAAUUGUGAUACUCAUCUACAUAUUCAUAUUUGUGCCGGAACUAUGGUCGCAUUCUACCGAUGAUUUGGAGAAACAUCAUUUACGUGGUGAUUUCAAUACACCCUGCUUUUACUUUCAAACAGUCGAUGUCACCGGCGAUCCACAUUUUGCUAAUGGCUCAUAUUUGCAUGAUGGUGUCAUGAUACCACAUAAUCUGAUUGGUGUCUACAAUUACGAAUACAAGGAUGCUGUGACAGCCAAAAGAGUGGCUCCCCAUUUGCGUGGUUGCAUUUGCAAACUCAAGCCAUGUGUAAAUUUCUGUUGUCCUUAUGGCGCCAUGCACAAUGGAAGCCAUUGUGUAAACACUUCGCAAGACUUUAAUUGGCCACGUCAGGUUAACAUGACCUUUCGCAAUGGUUCUGAGAAGACGGUGGAUAUAUUCCAUCAAUUUGCUGUUGUUCCAUUUCGACCAUGUGAAUUGAUGUUUGCCUUGGACCCACGAUUAUAUGAAGAUGAUGCAUGGACUCUAUAUGAGAAUGGCACCCUGUUUGUGGAGUCCACCAAUGCGUAUCUGUCGCGACAGGACUUUUGCAUGUUAACCACCUUUGAGACAAACGACACAAGUGGCCCAAGUUAUUUGAAUCCAGCAAACUGUGAGACUCAAACCACCAAUGGGACAGUGAAAAUUAUAAACGCCUAUGCCAUGUUGUUCUCGAUACCAUUUAUGGUCUUGACCAUUGUGGUCUAUUUGGCCAUACCCGAGUUGAGGAAUCAACAUGGCAAAUCUCUGGUGUGCUAUUUAUUAGGCCUCAUCGUGGGAUAUUCUUUGUUAAGCAUUGGGACGCUUAAUGCACAUCUCGAUGUGACCAGCAUAGAGUGCAAGGUCAUAGGAUAUACGAGCUAUUACUUUUUUAUGGCCGCCUUUUUCUGGCUGAAUGUUAUCAGUUUUGAUUUGUGGCACAAUUUUCGGGGUACGCGAGGCAUCAAUCGGUCGUUGGAAAAGAAACGCUUCAUUAUGUAUUCGAUGUACUCGUGGGGCAUACCAGUGGUGUUUUUGGUAGUGACAUGGUAUAUGCAGGAGGAGACAAAUAUAUCACCAGAAUUGCAGCCGGGUAUUGGAGUACAGCAUUGUUGGAUAAACAUGAACACCUGGGCCGGCUUUAUUUACUUCUUUACCCCCAUAAUGUUUAUAAUUGUGGCCAAUAUCAUCAUGUUUGUUAUGACAGCCUUAAAAAUCCAUAAGGUACAAAGGGAAAUGGCCCGCAUCAUGGCCCGAGAGGAUAGUACACGCAAUCUGAAAAAGGAAAAAGACAAGUUCGGUUUAUUUUUACGCUUAUUCUUGGUCAUGGGUGUUACUUGGUCCCUGGAAAUCAUUUCGUAUUUUGUAGGCCCCGACAGCAGCUGGGCCAAAAUUUUCUAUGCAGCCGAUAUCUGUAAUGCCGUUCAAGGCUUCCUCAUAUUCAUGUUGUUCGUCAUGAAGCGCAAGGUUAAACAAUUGAUUACCAACAGAUACUCCUCGGUGCGUGAAACCAGCAGCCAACAGCGCCAAAGUCAAUACUCCACCCGCACCACCUCCAGCAGCAUGGGCAAUUUAGCCGUAAACAAUUCCAUUAUCAAUUCCGAAAAGCCUUUGAUACGGCCAGCUGAGCGGGUAACCAGUUUUGGCUAAAUAAAGUCCUUUAUGUAUGCAUCCUGUGUUUAUUUCAAUAUGAUGUCCUACAUAUUUCUCUAUCGAAUGUUAAGCUAAGUCCCUAAGUAUCCUAUCUUUUAGGUUAAGUGUGAUUUUUCUAAUGUGUCCAAGUCCCGUUUCUACUUAAAUUAAAAACAAAACAAAAGACAAAAUGAAGCCCUAACUCUUGAUGGUAGUUUUCAGUGUUGCCAAUUUGCCAAUAUUUCCUGAAGGGGGAAACACAUGCACACGCCGUUAUACAUUUCCACUCAGGGAGAGAAUUGUCCUUCCAUUUGAAAAACACUGAACUUUCUUUUGUAGUAAUAAUGCUUAUAAAUGUAAUAUAAUAUAAUGUGAUAGAUGUACUAUGUAUGCUAUUCUGUUUUUUAUAUAUUGUUUAUGUUUUUAAUAAUAAUCAUUCCUUAAGGGCUAAGUUCAAUAGCCUUAAUUGAAGAAAAGUUGCUGUAAACUAUAUAUUUUAGUUUUUUCUUUUUAAGAUUUAUUUCAAUGCCUCCAUGCAGCACCUUAAUUUUAUGUUUUUGGAACUCUACACUAAUCGGUGUUUAUUACUCAUCUUAUCAUAUCAAAGCUUAACUUAAGUUUGUUUAGCAUUAGUACCUUUAUAUUCAACCCAAAAUUCAACGAAAAAAGAAGAAAAACAUAAAACCAUUUUAAAAUAUUACAAACAAUUAUGCCACAAUAUUGCAAAAUGAU
Molecule: messenger RNA, 2626 nt
Organism: Stomoxys calcitrans (stable fly)
Lineage: Eukaryota; Metazoa; Arthropoda; Insecta; Diptera; Muscidae
Product: G-protein coupled receptor Mth2
Exons: 7
Coding region: 227-1912 (561 amino acids)
Biological process (GO): G protein-coupled receptor signaling pathway; cell surface receptor signaling pathway
Cellular component (GO): membrane
Molecular function (GO): G protein-coupled receptor activity
Source: RefSeq, a predicted model, not a curated record